Molecule: messenger RNA, 1941 nt
Organism: Salpingoeca rosetta
Lineage: Eukaryota; Choanoflagellata; Craspedida; Salpingoecidae
Product: testis-specific phosphoglycerate kinase 2
Exons: 14
Coding region: 389-1633 (414 amino acids)
Biological process (GO): gluconeogenesis; glycolytic process
Cellular component (GO): cytosol
Molecular function (GO): phosphoglycerate kinase activity; ATP binding; ADP binding
Source: RefSeq, a predicted model, not a curated record
CAGUGAAGAAGGAAGAAAAUCUGACAAGCAAAGCAAGAAGCAAUACACACACACUUGCUUGCUUCUUCUUCUUCGUCUUCGUUCCCACUGGCACUUGUCUCACUAUCAGAGCCGUUAGCAGCAGGCAGGCAUUCACCAAGAGCCACACGUGCGUCUCUCCUCCGUCUUGCUCCCCCUCAUCAUCUUGUUGAUCCAAGCACCAGCCACGUUCUCCCCUGUGGUACGUCUUCCGGGCUUGGCUUUGCGUGCAAGCCGCCUGACUGCGUGCGUGUGCCCGUCGUGGUCGUCCCUUGUGCAACGCCGCAGCCACAGCCACAAUCACAACCACCUCACAGCAACAGCAACAGCACGGGCGAGAGCGCACACAGCUGCCAAGACAUCAUCCAGCAUGGGCAAGCUCAGCAUUGACAACGUCGACCUCAAGGACAAGCGCGUCCUGAUGAGGGUGGACUUCAACGUUCCCUUUGACAAGGAGGGCAACAUCACCAACAACCAGCGCAUUGUGGGCGCCCUGCCCACCAUCAAGCACGCCCUGGAACACGGCGCCAAGAGCGUUGUGCUCAUGAGCCACCUCGGCCGCCCCGAGGGCAACGUCAAGCCAAGCCUGUCCCUCAAGCCCGUCGCCACGGAGCUCUCCUCCCUUCUCGGCCGGCCUGUGCAGUUCCUCGAUGACUGCGUUGGUGACGCCGUCGAGGCUGCCUGCAAGGACCCGACCCCAGGCACUGUGAUCCUUCUGGAGAACCUUCGCUUCCACCCUGAAGAGGAAGGCAAGGGCAAGGACGCAGGGGGCAACAAGUUCAAGCCAGAGAAGGAGGCUGUUGCCAAGUUCCGCGCGUCCCUCACGUCCCUUGGUGACGUCUACAUCAACGACGCCUUUGGCACUGCCCACCGCGCCCACAGCUCGAUGGUUGGUGUUGACCUGCCCAUCAAGGCCGCGGGCUUCCUCCUCAAGCGCGAGCUCGAGUAUUUUGCAAAGGCACUGGACAACCCCGAGCGGCCGUUUCUCGCCAUUCUCGGCGGCGCAAAGGUGGCAGACAAGAUCCAGCUCAUCGAAAACCUCCUCGACAAGGUGAACGAGAUGAUCAUUGGCGGCGGCAUGGCCUACACCUUCAAGAAAGUUCUCAACGGCGUCAACAUUGGCUCGUCGCUCUUUGACGAGGAGGGUGCCAAGAUUGUUGGCAAGAUCAUGGACAAGGCCAAGGCCAACAACGUGCAGAUCCACCUCCCCGUGGACUACGUCACCGCAGACAAGUUCAGCGCGGAUGCAAACGCGUCGACGGCCACGGACGAGACAGGCAUUCCUGACGGCUGGCUCGGCCUCGAUGUCGGCGAGAAGUCCGCAAACACGUUUGCGGAGGUUGUUCUGCGCGCCAAGACGAUUGUGUGGAACGGUCCCAUGGGCGUCUUUGAGUUUGACAAGUUCGCCAACGGCACCAUCAAGGUGAUGGAUGCGUGCGUGAAGGCCACGGAGCAAGGCAGCUGCGUGAUCAUUGGCGGUGGCGACACAGCCACGUGCGCUGCCAAGUACAACACGGAGGACAAGGUCUCGCACGUCAGCACGGGCGGCGGCGCCUCCCUCGAGCUCCUCGAAGGCAAGGCCCUCCCUGGCGUUGACGCCCUCUCUGAGGCCUAGGCUUUGAGUUGCGACCCCAGGCUCCACGACUGACGGCAGACGCGUUGAUGUGCCAUCACGUCUCUUCUUCGCCCUUGCCCACGCGAGCGUGUCUGUCCUCUGCUUCCCCUCCCUCAUUUUCACACACACACACACACACACACACACACACACACACACACACACACAGCUUUAUCGUUGCCAACUGCCUCGUGCCUCCUUUUCCUCUCACUAGCAACACACUUGGCGCGCAGCGUUUCACCGUGUCGUUGUUGGGUCGUUUAUGCAUGAAGUGAAAAGAGGCAACCGCAAUACCAUCAACACCGCAG